AAAAGUGAGUGUUUCCAGAAAAGGUGCACGGUGUAGGAGCUCUAUCAAUACGCUAUUCCAAUUAUAAUAACCCUCACAACCAAGCUGCAAAUGCUUGAGGUUACCAAACAAAGGCAGCUUAAGAUUUAUUAUUGUACCACAAGCUAUCGAUGCCUACAAACAAAAGAGCAAUAUAAUACCGUCAUUGAUCAAAUUAAAUACUAGUGUAUCUGCAACUUUGAAAUAUUUUAUACGAAAUAUCUCACAUAUAAUACCUUAAAGUUACAGAUAGAAGAUAGAAAUUAACAGAGAUAGUAAAAAGGUAAUUUAAACUUGUUAAAGGAUGGAUCAAAGAUAAAACUAUGCAUUGUAUCUGUAGUCCUUGACAUGAGAUACAAACUUUGGACAUUAGACAACCAGCUGAAAAUACCGAAUAUAGAACCAUCGAGAUAAAGUUCUACAACAUCGACUUGAGCAUUGACUAGAUUGUUCAUUUUGGUGAUGGAGUAGAUGAACACCGUAGAGUCCACAUACGUUAGAUGCUCGAGAUUAGGAACAUCAAGCUCAAACUCUCUCCUUGGGAGCCUUUUAGUCGUAAAACUCGUAAGAUCAAUCCACGUAUUACCAAGAAAAUUGAUAACUAAUCUACGAAGAAAUUGGGUACAUUAAGCACUUUUCCUAGCCUUAGACUGUGUGCAUUAGUUACAUGACUUACAUCACCUUCAGGAACAUAAGAGCAAUCUACCAUAAAUAAUUGAGGAGAGUUAACUACGACUCCGCAAUCUUUUUGCACCUCUAUGUUUCUAGAGAUCUCGUGUCAUUCCUUCAUAUCUUACCUUAUAAAGUUAAAAGUGGUCUCAAUGAUCUCGCGUCUUACCAUCCAUCCACGUCAUUUUGGCGGCGUUUUAAGGUGGGUCAACAUCAGAAAUUAAGUUUAGCUAAAUUUAUUAGUCACAUAAAAAUCUUUAAUACUAGUAGUAACUAGUAAGGAAAUUGUAAUCCUCCAAGGUCAAAACUAGCAGCCAAUUUUAAGUCUUGAAUAAUGGAUUGAAAUUUGUAAAGGUCAAAACUAGAAGCCAAUUUAUAGCAGCCAAUUUUGUAAUAAACUCUGUUUAACAAAUUUAAUGCACCCAAAAAAGCUGAACAUCGAAUGGUUUUGCUCACAUUAUCUCCACCAACUUAGAUCCUGUGCAAAACUUCAAUCUCUCUCCUCUGGCCAAAAACUCCAUACCCAGAUCACCAAACUUGGUCUCCAUCAUUAUGGCCCAAUACCCAACUCCCUUGUUGAAAUGUAUGGCAAAUGUGGUGUUAUUGAUCAUGCCCUCAAAGUGUUCGACGAAAUGCCUCAAAGACAUCUUGUAUCCUGGGCUUCAAUUCUUACUGCUUUUAAUCAUGCUGGUUUUCCCCAUAAAACGCUUUCUUUGUUCCUUGGAAUGUGGGAGCUUGAUAAGUUACUGCCUGAUCAUUUUGUGAUUGCUAGUCUUGUUAGGUCCUGUGCUAGCUUGGUUGAUGUUAGGCUUGGUAAACAAGUGCAUGCUCAUUUUGUUCUGUCACCCUUUUAUGAGGAUGAUGUUGUUAAGUCGUCGCUUGUUGAUUUAUACUCAAAAUGUGGGUUCCUUGACUAUGCUAGGAUGGUUUUCGAUUCGAUUAAGGUGAAAAAUACGAUUUCUUGGACGGCUUUGGUCUCGGGUUAUGCUCGAAUUGGACGGAAAACUGAUGCUGUGGAGCUUUUCAGGAGGAUGCCUGACAAGAAUUUGUUGUCUUGGAGUGCUUUGAUAUCUGGGUUGGUGCAUAGUGGUCAUGGGAAUGAUGCUUGUAGUAUCUAUAGUAAUAUGAGAAGAGAGGUUGAUCAUGGUGCUGACCCAUAUAUUCUUUCAAGUGUUAUUGCAGCAUCUGCUAAUAUGGCAGCACUACAGCUAGGGAAGCAAUUACACUGCUUGGUUCUAUUGCUCGGGUUUGAACGUAAUUUGUUCAUCUCCAAUUCACUCAUUGAUAUGUAUGCCAAAUGCAGUGAUCUUUUAGCAGCAAAAGGCAUUUUUUCAUGUAUGUACGAAAGAGAUGUUGUGUCUUGGACUUCUAUCAUAGUUGGGAUGGCUCAACACGGCCAAGCAAAAGAAGCAUUGGCUCUGUACGAUGAGAUGGUUAUUGGUGGUGUAAAACCAAAUGAAGUGACAUUUCUAGGAUUGAUUUAUGCAUGUAGUCAUGUAGGUUUAGUCAACAAAGGCCGGCAUUUCUUUGAUACAAUGGUUCAAGAUUAUGGAAUGAAGCCCUCGUUGCAUCAUUACACAUGCCUAUUAGAUGUUCUUAGCCGUUCUGGUCACCUUGAUGAGGCUGAAAAACUCCUAAAGACAAUGCCAUAUCAUCCUGAUGAAGCUGCUUGGGCUGCUCUGUUAAGUGCUUGCAGGAAACACAAAAAUACAGAGGUUGCUAUAAGGGUUGCUGAUCAUUUACUGUGCUUGGGGCCUGAAGACCCUUCUUCUUACAUUUUGCUUUCUAAUACAUAUGCUUCUGCUUCUAUGUGGGAUAAUGUGUCUAAAGUUCGCAAAUUGAUGUCUACUAUGGAUUUGAAGAGAGAGCCUGGUUAUAGCUGUAUUGAACUUGCAAAGGAGAGUCAAGUGUUUUAUGCAGGGCAGACAUCUCAUCCUAUGCAGGAAAAACUUAUUGGUUUGCUUGAGGAGUUGGAUUUGGAGAUGAGAAAAAGAGGUUAUGUUCCAGAUACUAGUUAUGUUUUACAUGAACUGGAGCAGCAUGAGAAGGAGAGACAUUUGUUGUGGCAUAGUGAAAGGUGGGCUGUAGCAUAUGGCUUGCUUAAAUCUGCUCCUGGUACCACCAUACGCAUAGUGAAAAAUUUACGAACUUGUGGGGAUUGUCACACGGUUUUAAAAUUCAUAAGCAGCAUCGUAAAGAGGGAGAUCAUUGUUCGAGAUAUCAACAGGUUUCAUCAUUUUAAGGAUGGUAGCUGUUCUUGUGGUGAUUUUUGGUAGGCACUUACAAGCCGAGUAUCUGUAUACAGGACGUAAUCUACCUCUUCAUUGCUCAGGAACUCGAUUAAGGAGUAUUAUAAAGGGAUUGAUCUGUUGCUGUAAUGGUAAAGACGUAUUUGGCGAUUUAAAGAAGACCCUCAAGGAAGAAUUUUUUUUUU
Chenopodium quinoa (quinoa) is the source of this 3121-nucleotide messenger RNA. Its product is annotated as pentatricopeptide repeat-containing protein At4g14050, mitochondrial-like. Gene Ontology annotation, biological process: RNA modification. The coding region runs from base 1104 to 2963 and encodes 619 amino acids. NCBI's taxonomy places the organism in Eukaryota, Viridiplantae, Streptophyta, Magnoliopsida, Caryophyllales, Amaranthaceae. Gene Ontology annotation, molecular function: RNA binding; zinc ion binding; protein binding. The record is from RefSeq and is a predicted model, not a curated record. The transcript is spliced from 2 exons.